CUCUCUCUCCAUCUCUCCUGUCUCUCCUGUCUCUGGUCCCUCCACCAUGCUGAGAGAGGCUGCAGGAUGCUGGGCUCCAGCGCGUGUGGCUCUCUCUCCCAGCUGCCUGCCUCUCCUCUGAGGGGGGACUCACCCGACCAGGAACCCCCCUCCUGGAAGCCCCUUUCCCCGGGACAGCAGCACCAGCAGCACCAGCAGCGGCAGCAGCGGGGGCAGGAGAAGCGGCGCGGGGAGGACUCCAUGUGGCGUGUGGCGAUGCGGAGGAGACGCUACCUGCUGGGCAGCGGAGGAGGAUGGCGCGGAGCGGGCAUGGACAAGGGCGCGGGGUUGGCACCGGGGUCGGGGUCGGGGGGGCACCGGCAGCAGCAGCAGCUGCAGCAGGGAGCGGACUGGCUGUACGAGUCCUACUACCGCAUGAGUCAGCAGCAUCCGCUCAUCGUAUUCCUGCUGCUCAUCGUCAUGGGAGCCUGCCUGGCACUGCUCGCCGUGUUCUUUGCAUCGGGAUUGGACAUUGAGGACCAUGUGGCGUUCGUGAUCACUGUGACCACGGCCCUGGCCGUCUUCUUCAGCGUGUUCGUACUGGUGUGCAUCGAGGCCGUCUUCAAGAAGCUGCUGCGCCUCUUCUCCCUCCUCAUCUGGGCCUGCCUGCUCGCAAUGGGCUACCUCUUCAUGUUCUUCGGAGGCAUCAUCUGCCCCUGGGACCAGGUGUCCUUCUUUCUGUUCAUCAUCUUUGUGGUGUACACCAUGCUGCCGUUCUGCAUGCGUGACGCGGUCAUCGCCAGCGUCCUCACCGGCUCUUCACACACACUGGUGCUCAGCCUGUGCCUGUCCAGUGGUAGCGAGCGCUUGGACCCCCUUGUGUGGCAGAUCCUGGCCAACAUCAUCAUCUUCAUCUGCGGCAACCUGGUAGGGGCCUAUCACAAGCACCUGAUGGAGCUCGCCCUCAAGCAGACCUACCAGGACACUUGCAAUUGCAUCAAGUCCCCCAUCAAGCUGGAGUUUGAGAAGCGGCAGCAGGAGCGACUGCUGCUGUCCCUGCUGCCAGCUCACAUCGCCAGGGUGAUGAAAGCUGAGAUCAUCCAGAGGCUCCAGGGCCCAAAGUUUGGCCAGGUUGAGAACACCAACAACUUCCACAACCUGUACGUGCAGAGACACAUCAAUGUCAGCAUCCUCUAUGCUGACAUUGUGGGCUUCACUCGUCUGGCCAGUGAGUGUUCACCAGGGGAGCUGGUGCACACACUGAAUGAACUCUUUGGGAAAUUUGACCAGAUCGCUAAGGAGAAUGACUGUAUGAGGAUUAAAAUCCUGGGGGACUGUUACUACUGUGUCUCGGGGCUGCCGGAGUCACUGCCGGACCACGCCAAGAACUGCGUGAAGAUGGGACUCGACAUGUGUGAGGCCAUUAAGAAGGUACGGGAUGCCACGGGGGUGGACAUUAGCAUGCGUGUGGGAGUCCACUCAGGAAACGUCCUCUGUGGAGUCAUUGGCCUGCAGAAAUGGCAGUACGACGUCUGGUCACAUGACGUGACACUAGCCAAUCACAUGGAGGCUGGAGGUGUACCUGGGCGGGUCCACAUCACCUCCGUCACGCUGGAGCACCUGAACGGCUCUUAUAAGGUGGAGCCGGGAGACGGGCAGGAGAGAGAGCCCUACCUGAAGGAGCACGGCAUCAUCACCUAUCUCGUCAUCAACCCAAAGGCAGAUAGGCGGAGUCCACAGCACCACUACAGGCCCCGCCCCACUCUGGAAGGGGCGAAGAUGAGGGCAUCGGUCCGGAUGACCCGCUACCUAGAGUCCUGGGGUGCUGCCAAGCCCUUUGCCAACCUCCAUCACCGAGACAGCAUGACCAACGAGAAUGGCAAGAUCAACACUGCCGAUGUUCCGAUGGGACAGUACCAUUUCCGCAGGAGAACAGAGAGAACAAAAUCACAGAAGAGGCGCUUCGAAGAGGAAUUUAAUGAGAGAAUGAUUCGCACGUUCGAUGGAAUCAAUUCACAGAAGCAGUGGCUCAAAUCUGAGGACAUUCAGCGAAUAUCUUUAUUUUUCCACAACAAAACACUGGAGAAAGAGUACAGAGCAACCACUCUGCCAGCUUUCAAGUACUACGUGACCUGCGCCUACCUGAUAUUCUUCUGCAUUUUCAUAGUCCAGAUACUGGUCUUGCCAAAGACGGCUCCUCUCGGGGUGUCGUUUGGCUUGGCCUUCCUGCUUCUCUCCGUCAUCCUGCUCAUCUGCUUCACGGGUCAUUUCAUGCACUGCAGUAAAAGCUCCUCGUCCUCCUGGCACUGGCUCCUGCGCUCGUCCGGAGUCAUCGCCAACAAGCCCUGGCCCCGAAUCACCCUCACCAUGGCAACCACUGCCCUCAUCCUGGUCAUGGCCGUCUUCAACAUGUUCUUUUUGGAUGAGGAUUCAACCACUCCGAUACCUGUUUACAACAUCUCAAAUGAGACAAACUUCUACCUUGACGGGCUAGCAGUGCCUUUCAUAGAGAAGAAUAACUUCUACCUUCCUUACUUCAUCUACAGCUGCAUCCUGGGCCUCAUCUCCUGCUCUGUGUUCUUGCGCAUCAACUACGAGCUCAAGAUGCUGGUGAUGCUUGUGGCCGUUAUUGCCUACAACAUCAUCAUCCUGCACACUCACGCCGCCCUGCUGGACGAGUACAGCAGGUUCCUCUACCAGACAGAAGUACUGGACAGGCCUGGUGUUCUGAAAGACUUGAAGACCAUGGGCUCUGUGUCUCUGUUCAUAUUCUUCGUCACGCUCCUGGUGUUGGCCAGACAGAAUGAAUAUUACUGUAGGUUGGACUUCCUGUGGAAGAACAAGUUCAAGAAGGAGUGCGAGGAAAUUGAGACCAUGGAGAACCUCAACCGCGUGCUGCUGGAGAACGUUUUACCGGCCCAUGUCGCAGAGCACUUCCUGGCGCGGAACUGGAAGAAUGAGGAUUUGUACCACCAGUCUUAUGAUUUGGUGUGUGUCAUGUUUGCCUCCAUCCCGGACUUCAAAGAGUUCUACACUGAGUCGGACGUCAACAAAGAGGGCCUGGAAUGCCUUCGGCUCCUGAAUGAAAUCAUAGCAGACUUUGAUGAGCUUCUCUCCAAGCCGAAGUUCAGCGGCGUUGAGAAGAUCAAGACCAUCGGCAGCACCUACAUGGCCGCCACAGGACUCAACGCCUCUCCAGGGGCAGACGGCACACAGGAGCAUGAUAGGCAGUAUAUGCACAUCGGGACCAUGGUGGAGUUCGCCUUUGCCUUGGUUGGAAAGCUGGACGUCAUCAACAAACAUUCCUUUAAUGACUUCAAACUAAGAGUCGGAAUCAACCAUGGGCCUGUGAUUGCUGGCGUAAUCGGAGCCCAGAAGCCCCAGUAUGACAUCUGGGGCAACUCAGUGAAUGUAGCCAGCAGAAUGGACAGCACUGGAGUCUUGGGCAAGAUACAGGUGACGGAGGAGACGAGUGCGGUGCUGGUGGCUCUGGGCUACUCCUGCACCUGUCGGGGCAUCAUCAGUGUGAAGGGCAAAGGCGAGCUGAAGACCUACUUUGUCCACACCGAGAUGAGCCGCUCUCUGUCACAGGGGAACGUAGUGACAUGAGGUCACGCUGGGUAAGCCAGUCAGAGAAAGGGACUUACAUAGGACAUCCAAUCAUAUACAGCGACAGAUGCAGGACAUCCAAUCAGCAAAAUCAACAGGUACAGGACAGCCAAUCAGCAAGAGCAACAGACACAGGACAGCCAAUAACAGAAAACGAACAGGCCGAAGGCAUUCACUCACAGCAAAAU
This is a messenger RNA of Clupea harengus (Atlantic herring), 3776 nucleotides long. It is a transcript of the gene adcy2a, whose product is annotated as adenylate cyclase 2a. Lineage: Eukaryota; Metazoa; Chordata; Actinopteri; Clupeiformes; Clupeidae. Gene Ontology annotation, cellular component: plasma membrane. Gene Ontology annotation, biological process: cAMP biosynthetic process; intracellular signal transduction; adenylate cyclase-activating G protein-coupled receptor signaling pathway. Gene Ontology annotation, molecular function: adenylate cyclase activity. The record is from RefSeq and is a predicted model, not a curated record.